Messenger RNA from Photinus pyralis (common eastern firefly), 1032 nucleotides. RefSeq lists its product as uncharacterized. The coding region runs from base 97 to 639 and encodes 180 amino acids. Lineage: Eukaryota; Metazoa; Arthropoda; Insecta; Coleoptera; Lampyridae. The transcript is spliced from 3 exons. The record is from RefSeq and is a predicted model, not a curated record.
UCUGCUAGUACGGUAUAAACAAACAGAUAUGCAUAAAUACGUAAAGGUCAAACCAAAACUACUUUAGUAGCAGUCGUUUAUCCUUACUCUACAACCAUGCUCCUCGUAACAGCCGUUCUUCUGUGCGUUAGCACUUUUGUGGCGCAAGGGGCUUCUCCUGGGUAUUACUGGAGAGAUUUCGAUGGAAGCAUUCCGCCAGACGCCUACGCCGGUGGCAUAGACAUCAACAGCAGACCGAUAUACAUCGCGCAAGUAUACGAUAGAUUCUUGAUUCCUGCCAAACUUUACUAUAACGACAACACGGCCUACUACGAAUAUGGCGGUAAAGAGUACGGCGUAAAACAAAACAUUAAGAUCCUGUGUACGGAACAUCCGGAACUCUUCGAAUGGAUCAGUACGAGUAACGAAGCGAUCAAUAGCAUCACUGGCAAAUACCUGGUGAAGGGCGGGUAUGAACCUGGAUGUACCACUUAUAUAGGGAGGAUUAGAAAGGAUGGAGAAGUGCUGGUGGGAAAGGCGCUCGCCGACAAUUUACCCGUUCACGCUGGUUUAUAUGUGACUAAAAAUCAGGCGACGCAUCAUAGCACAAAGUUCGAAGUGCUAUCCUUUAAUUUGGAUACGACGAACGACAUUGUUUAACGCAAUUUAAGAAUAUCCGCAAUUUCCCAACCACUCCAACUAGUACAAAUUUAUCUAAAAUACUUCAAUUACAAUGUUACAUCAAAGAGCAUUCUCUUAUACCUAACAGAAUUGGACACUUUUAUAGGAAUAUUCUCUUUUAAACUGAUAAUACAAUUUCAAAAGCCAAAAAAUGCAAAACUUUGUAAUUGAUUUCAUAGUUAGUUUGUGCCAUUAAGUCAAUCUACAAUAAGAAUUUUUCUGAUUAAUUUCUAUAAAAUUCUCAAAAAGAACCGAUCGUUAUUUUUUAUACAAAUCAAAAAAUUACUUUACCUUAAUUGUGUCGUUUUUUUCAAUCGAUGGUUUCCCUGUGAAAAUCUGUAGUUUGUUGCAUUAAAAAAAUAAGCAGCCCUA